Molecule: messenger RNA, 952 nt
Organism: Zootermopsis nevadensis
Lineage: Eukaryota; Metazoa; Arthropoda; Insecta; Blattodea; Termopsidae
Product: allergen Per a 4
Biological process (GO): lipid metabolic process; response to reactive oxygen species
Cellular component (GO): cytoplasm
Molecular function (GO): pigment binding
Source: RefSeq, a predicted model, not a curated record
UCACAUAGUCAGAGAGACCUUUGGGCUAGUUAUAUCAUCACCGCAGGGUUUAUACUGGACCAAGCCAAUUGAAACAUGGUCUGGCUGUCACAAUGGCUGGUGCUGUGGGUAGCUGUGGAGGCUGCUCUGGCGGGCUCCACGCAACAUUGUCCACAAAAGAUCUUGAAGACUGAUUUUAACAUGACCGAGUAUCUUGGCGAGUGGAAUGAAAUUCUGCGUGUCCCAAACGACUAUGAAGAGGGUUACAGCUGUAUGUCGGACCGAUUCAGGCUGUCACCUGAUGGUGCCACGAAGGUGCACAGCCAUGCUUACAAUGCCAGCAACGGAGCGUACGUAUUUCUGGAUGGAGUGGUGACACUGUCCCAGCCUGGUCGUUUCGACAUCACUUAUAGCGGGGAAACUGUGUGGAGUUCAAGCUAUUGGGUCCUGGGUACAAACUACAACACGUAUGCAGUACUAUGGGGUUGCCUUGUGCAAAAUGACGGCAGUAUUAGACAUUUGUCCUGGGUGUCUAGUCGACAGAAGACUCUCGAUGAGGAUUCCAUGACGGAGGUAAACGAAGUCCUGGGAAAUAAUGGUCUGGAGAGGAGUCAGUACGAGGACGUGGUCCAAACCAACUGCCCGGCGAUGCCCUCUGCAGAAUUAUGAAAAUCACGGCGUUUCUCCAAUCGCGUUCGCCCGUUUCGCCCUGUUUGGAAUUUCAACCAGACUAGUUGCGUUUCGAAAUAUGUGCCCUUUUAAAUAUUAAGUAGUUACAGUUAAAACAUAACUUUCAGCGGUCCCAGUGCGUUUAUAUAAUAUGUCCCUGCAGACCUAAGAACCUAAAUUGAAUAACAAUUUUCUUGGAUAUUAUCCAUCGUCUAGUAAAUAUAAAACGUAAAACGACGUUCCGUCCGGAGAUAGGGAUUAGCUCUAUCUAGUGGGCCCAACUGUGUAGGAACCUGAAGACGGA